CAUUGCUGCACAGUUUCCAGUUUGCAUUUAAGGAGAAGCAUUCUAACCACAUUUCGACUAUUUUGCCCCUUCAAUUGGCGCAUUUCUGACUCGAAAUCAUGGUAUCCCAUUUGUUCCUCGUUCUCUUAUUGUGUUUCACCAACUUUGCUUUUGGAUCUAACUCAAAAACUCCAUUUGAGCUGGGAUUGAAAGCUAUACUUUCUCCAAGCGCAACUAUUGUACACAGUACUUCAGGAGCACCACGUUGGAGCGAAUUCAAUGCUCCAGUUCCAGGUACUGUUGUCAAUGUUGCCACCGAGAAAGAUGUUCAAGUCACAGUACGUUAUCAACAUCAUGUUUCAGUCAUAAUACUUACAGUAUCCCGCGCCAUCAGGUUCAAUACCUUACCAAGCACAACAUCACUUUUCUAGCGCAGAAUGGUGGCCAUGGAUGGAUUAAUUCGCUCGACUUAUACCAAAACGGUGUUUUGAUCAAUUUGGCUGCCCUUGAUUUUGUAACAUUCAACAGUGAAAAGACAAAGGCUACUAUAGGAGGGGGGGCGAUAGUCGGAGAUGUUAUUGCUGCUGCAUACGCAAAUGACGCUCAAGUGGUUACGGGAAAUUGUAACUGCGUGGGAACGUUGGGGGCUGCUCUCGGGGGCGGCUAUGGUAACUUGAUGGGAAUCCACGGUUUCAGUGUGGACAAUAUCCUUUCGAUGAAAGUGGCUCUCCCCAGCGGAAAGUUUGUUACCAUAACUGCCGCCGAUGAGGAUCUCUUCUGGGCACUACGUGGAGCAGGUCCCAACUUUGGAAUCGUUACUUCCGCUGUAAUGAAAGCAUUUCCUGUACCGCAAGCCGAAAGCAUAGCUUGGUUUGGCGGUUUAUUCUACACGGGAGAUAAAGUCGAAGCUCUUGCCCAGGCUAUUGAAGAUCUGACCCUGACGCCCAAUAUGAGCAUCUUCCAAUACUAUACUACAAGCGGUGCCCCAGACUUUACACCCACCAUUCUUAUCACGCCUUACUACCAUGGCUCGGAGGCCGAGGCAAGAGCAGCUUUCUCCUCAAUUCUCGCCAUUGGACCGUACCUUGAUACGACAUCCAUCCUGCCUUACCCAGAGUGGAAUCUGGGCAGUGAAGGAUUUUGUACUAAAGGUGGACGUAAACCAUCUUAUGGCGCUGGGUUUGACCUACUGGUCCCAAGCGACUGGCGGAAAAUCUGGAACGACUACACCUCUUUCGCGAAAUUGCCCAACGCGGGAAACAGCGUCGUUCUGCUAGAAGUAUACAGUUUGGAGGUAGCGCGGUCCAUCAAAGCUCCUCCGGCCUCCUUUCCUAACCGAGAUAUCCGCUACAAUGCUGUUGUAAUACCCUGGUACAAUAGCAGUAGCAUGGAUACGAUUGCGCAAACCUUUGGAUCAGGCGUGCGAGAUAUCUGGCGCUCGUCUGGCGGGCUAACUACGAACAGAACGUAAGUUCCCUGAAUCUCUGCAGAUGACUGACUUGCAGUGCUAACAUGAAUUAGGUAUGUCAAUUUUGCGUAUGGCGACGAGUCUAAUGAGGUUGUGUAUCAUGAUAGUACUCCUAGGUUACAGCGAUUGAAGGCCAAAUAUGACCCACACAAUAUCUUCAGCCAUUGGUUCAAUAUUAGGUCCGACUGAUUCGCAUAUAUCGUCUGCCAAAACAUAUAUCUGUACACCUUUUACUAGAAGCUGCCCUGUAUGAUAUUUGUAAACAGAUUUUCCAUUCCAC
Molecule: messenger RNA, 1727 nt
Organism: Hymenoscyphus albidus
Lineage: Eukaryota; Fungi; Ascomycota; Leotiomycetes; Helotiales; Helotiaceae
Source: the annotation of a GenBank genome assembly